AAGUCUGUCUGCGGCUAAAACGACAUGUUAUUGGAAUUCCGGUAGUGGUAUUUGCGAAUAUGUAGAAAUGUGGCUUGCCAUUCAGUGCGUAGUCCACGUGACUCUAGGAUAGUCUCAUCCCCCCAAAUGUCGGAAUGCUAUUGGCCGGCCACCGAAGGCAUACUAGCACAAGUCGCAUAUUUGGAUUACCGUAUGUACCCGGCCAAAUCUGGCCUCAUCAAAGCUCUAGGGCCUCUCAAAGAUGGCAGCUGCCAGUCCCCUGCUUAGUAUUGAUUUCCUGUUGAAUCCUGCUUCAUCUGGAGUGGACCGUGCUGGGAACAUGGAAACGCUACAGGAAAAAAUAUUGCACCAGGGCUCUGAUCAUCGACGAGAAUGGCUUUUUGCAUCACACGACAAUUCCGCAGGCUGUAGAGUGGACACACCCAAGGCGCACUUUUGUCCAAUGGCGAUGUGCUCUAGACAGUUCGACGGCCUGGACGAGCUGCGUCGUCAUUAUUGGGCAUUUCAUUCGCGGUCGCAGGCAAGUGGGUGUUUACGGGGACGCUCCUCUUCUAAAAGUAAUGACAUACAAAAUCGCUACUACUGUCCUAUACUGCCUGCUCCUGUAAAGGAUCACCGAUGAUGCCCCGCUCGAAACCCGAUUUAUCGAGGAAACUUGGCCACCCUCCAUGUCCCACAGUAUUUUGUUUCGUUCAGUGGACAGGCAUGUGGUAGGACAGGAUUCAAUACCCAGAUCACUCUGGGUGACAGAAGGGGUUUUAUCUCUGAUGGAUACUUUCGCACUUUGUGUGUUAUUAUAUUAGUGUACUUCAAGUUCCCAUUCCCAGAAGAACCAAUGUCCAACAGCCCUAUAGUAACAAAGUUGCAAGACCUC
Molecule: messenger RNA, 874 nt
Organism: Aspergillus pseudonomiae
Lineage: Eukaryota; Fungi; Ascomycota; Eurotiomycetes; Eurotiales; Aspergillaceae
Exons: 4
Coding region: 242-622 (126 amino acids)
Source: RefSeq, a predicted model, not a curated record